Messenger RNA from Opisthorchis viverrini, 333 nucleotides. RefSeq lists its product as hypothetical. The transcript is spliced from 2 exons. Lineage: Eukaryota; Metazoa; Platyhelminthes; Trematoda; Opisthorchiida; Opisthorchiidae. The record is from RefSeq and is a predicted model, not a curated record. Bases 1 to 333 code for a protein of 110 amino acids.
AUGUAUGAAAAAAGCUUAUCCCUGAAAUUUUUGGAAUCCCCUCAAACCUCCUUUCGGGAAUUUGCCACUCGAGGAUCCAGUCAACACGUCCGUACUCUCUGUCAAAAUGGCAGACAGGUCAUGCUUGCUGAAACCUUGUACUCCCUUAAAAUCGACGUAUGCUGUGUCUCCGAAACACGCAUACAAGACCCGAGCUUGGUUAUGCAUCUCAUAACGCCAAGGAUGAACUCAGCUCUUUCAAAUUUCUCCCUACGUGUGUCCGGUGACCCAGGUCAAACAAUUGUGACUAAGAAGCCUAGUUUUCAACCUCAAACCCCGGGUUCGCGAGUGUGA